This is a messenger RNA of Drosophila arizonae, 2965 nucleotides long. It is a transcript of the gene rt, whose product is annotated as Protein O-mannosyltransferase rt. Gene Ontology annotation, molecular function: dolichyl-phosphate-mannose-protein mannosyltransferase activity. The record is from RefSeq and is a predicted model, not a curated record. Gene Ontology annotation, cellular component: endoplasmic reticulum; membrane. Gene Ontology annotation, biological process: protein O-linked glycosylation via mannose. Lineage: Eukaryota; Metazoa; Arthropoda; Insecta; Diptera; Drosophilidae.
AAAAAAAAAAAAAAUAACAAAAACAAAACAAAAGAAAAYUAAAUUCUCACGUUGCAACAAUUGUUGCAGUUUACAUCAUGUCCAGCCACAGCGUGCAACGGCGCAAAACAGCGCGCUCCAAGUCAAAGCAAAAACAACAACAACMGCCAGCUAAUGUUGCGGAAAACCUCAUCGACAAACAAAACGCCAGCAAUGAACAAAACGAAAGACUUCACUUUCGCAGCCGUUCAGCAACCUCAGCAGCGCCGUCGACGGCAGCAGCGGCAGUGCCACUCAGCUGCAUUUCAUCUUCACCAUUGUGCUGUAAUGGUAUACUGCCCACCAGCGCGGUCUCAGCCAUGCUGAACUGUUGCCGCGACAUUAACUGCCAUUUGAAUUCACCACUGCGCGGCAGCGUUGAGCGCAGUCGACGCUCAGAGAGCCGACAAUCAUUUCUAACUUCGGAGACGAUAACAAGAACAACAUCUUCGCCUACGCCUACCUCUACAUCAAAACAAUCGCGUUCUCGUUCCCAUUCUCAUUCCCAUUCCAGUUCCCGUUCGUCGUCGUGUAGCGUCAACGACAAUCCGCACAAGCAGAGGGAAGGCAGCGCAGCUGGCGCGGACAGAGUUGGGAGAGCGCAAUUAACCGUUAGCCUGCACAUCGAUCUCAUCAGCUGGGGUCUGUUCGUGCUCGCAUUUAUUACGCGAUUCUAUAAGCUCGCAACGCCCGCGCAUGUUGUUUUCGAUGAGCUGCACUUUGGMAAAUACAUUUCGCUAUAUAUGCGCAACAUCUUCUUCUUCGAUCAGCAUCCGCCACUGGGCAAGCAGCUGAUAGCUGGCCUGGUCAGCUUCGCUGGCUACGACGGCAAUUACACAUUCUCACGAAUCGGCACCCCCUAUGGGCCGAAUGUGCCCGUCUUCUGGCUACGCUUUCUGCCCGCUCUCUGUGGAAGUCUGCUCGCGCCGGCAGUGUACCAUCUGCUGCUGGAAGCGCGGCUGCGUCGCUGGUCGGCAGCGCUUGGCGGCUUGCUCGUCGUGCUGGACAAUGCGCUGCUCACGCAGUCGCGCUUCAUUCUCAUGGAAUCUAUGCUGCUGCUGGCCAGCACUGUGGGCAUUAGCUUCCUGCUGCGCUUCCAGCGCUGCUCGCUGGGCAGCCUCAAGUGGCUGAGCAGCGGCGCGGCGGCUGCGCUGUUUCUAGCCUGCGCUGGCUGCAUCAAAUAUGUUGGCUUUCUUGCCAUGGGACUUGCGGGCUAUUUGCUGUGUCGCCAUCUCUGGAAGCUCCUCUACGAUGCGACUUUGACAAAUAAACAACUGUGGAUGCACGCCUUAAGCAGAGUGUUGCUGUUCGUGGGCAUUCCCUUGGCCGUUUACCUGGGCGUCUUCUACAUUCACUUGAGGACGCUGCAUCGAGCGGGGCCACACGACACGAUCAUGACGAGCGCCUUCCAGGCCUCGCUGGAUGGUGGCCUGGCCUCGAUCACGCGGGGUCAGCCGUUGGCUGUGGUGCACGGAUCGCAAAUUACGCUGAGGCACACGCACGGACGCACCUGCUGGCUGCACUCGCACGCAGCUGUGUAUCCUGUGAGGUAUAAGGAUAAUCGCGGCUCCUCGCAUCAGCAGCAGGUGACAUGCUACUCCUUCAAGGACGUGAACAACUGGUGGAUUGUGAAGCGACCGGAGCGAGAUGAUCUGGUAGUGGGCGAUCAGCCGGAUGCCAUCAAACAUGGCGAUGUCAUCCAGCUGGUGCACGGCAUCACUAGCCGUGCUCUCAACUCCCACGACGUGGCUGCCCCAAUGACGCCUCAGUGCCAGGAGGUCAGCUGCUACAUAGACUACGAGAUCAAGAUGGCCGGCGAGCUGCUGUGGCGCGUGGAGAUCCUCAACCGGCAGUCCGAGGGCGACUACUGGCAUGCGAUCAAGUCGGAGAUACGACUGAUACACGAGACCACAGGCGCGGCGUUGCGCUUCAGCGGACGACAGCUGCCCAGCUGGGGCUACAAUCAGCACGAGGUGGUGGCCGAUCGCGAGAGGCAGCAUCAGGACGCCAUCUGGAAUGUGGAGGAGCAUCGCUACACCAAAACUCAGGAUCAGCGGGAGCGAGAGCGCCAACUGCUCUCCGCCGAGAUGAUUCCCACACAUCGCACCAAGCUCUCCUUCUGGUCCAAGCUGCUGGAGCUGCAGACCAAGAUGCUGUGGCACGCCAAGCAGCUGCAGAGCCACAUGUACAGCUCGCUGCCGCACGAGUGGCCACUGCUGGACAAGGGCAUCGCCUACUGGCUGGACAACAGCUCCAGCGCCCAAAUCUAUUUGCUGGGCAACGUGCUCAUCUGGUAUGUGGCCAGCGCUGGGCUCGUAGUCUAUGCCUCGCUCCUCGUCUUCUAUGCCUUGCGGCGCCGUCGCUUGUGCUUCGAUAUCUCGACCAGCGAGUGGCGGCGCUUCGUCAGCGCUGGAGACACUUUCUUUGUGGGCUACCUGGUGCACUAUUUGCCGUACUUCUUCAUGGAUCGCACGCUCUUCCUGCACAACUACUUGCCGGCGUUUGCCUUUAAGCUGCUGCUCCUCAGCUUCGUGCUGGAUCAUCUGGACUAUUUGCUGAGACGCCAUUGCAGCGGACGGGCCGUUCACUUGGUGCGCCUCUAUCGUCUACUGCUGAUCGUGUGGCUGGUCGCAGCCGCAGCGACCUUUUUCAAGUUCUUGCCAUUGAGCUACGGCUCACGAAAGAUGUCUGCCAAGGAGAUAAUUGACCUGCGCUGGAAGGACACCUGGGACUUUAUACUGCAAAAGAACUAUGCAUUGCAUUAAGACUGUCUCUUCCGCAUCCCACUUCCUCGACUCGACUCCACUGUACCUUGUACAAUAAAUCGCAAUACUUGAGUAGGAGAAGCUAAUUUAAAAAGUUUGGCUGGAGCCAAGCCAAGCAUAAGUUAUUAAUAUCCUGUUCUUAACUCAGCUAAUUCAGCUAAUAAUAAAAUUAUUUAUUUAUU